This is a messenger RNA of Penicillium verhagenii, 849 nucleotides long. Its product is annotated as putative mitochondrial inner membrane protease subunit Imp2. NCBI's taxonomy places the organism in Eukaryota, Fungi, Ascomycota, Eurotiomycetes, Eurotiales, Aspergillaceae. Gene Ontology annotation, cellular component: membrane; mitochondrial inner membrane peptidase complex. Gene Ontology annotation, biological process: mitochondrial respiratory chain complex assembly. The transcript is spliced from 2 exons. The coding region runs from base 1 to 849 and encodes 282 amino acids. Gene Ontology annotation, molecular function: serine-type endopeptidase activity. The record is from RefSeq and is a predicted model, not a curated record.
AUGCCGCCUCCCAAUAAAUCCCAACCAAAGGCCAAACCACGCAUCUUGAGCCCCCAAAACGCCAAAAUACUCGCCUUUGACAAAUAUAAACCCGAGCCUAAGGCGCCCUCACACCAAUACGCUUCCCUUGAACACCAAAAGCCUGCAAAACAGGGGCCCGCUCUCGUCUCCAGGUGGCACCUGCCCUCAAUCUUCUCCCGCUUCCGCCAGAGCUACGCUGCCCUCCCCUCUCCCAUUCGACGAACGUGUCGCGUGCUUCGCAUUCUCGCGCCAGUUAUACCGAUCAGUCUCUUCUUCUCCGAACAUGUCGCCCAGGUCAUGUGGGUCCGUGGUCCAUCCAUGACCCCGUACCUAAACGAAGACUACGAACAAAUGCAUACGAAGAGCGAUAUGGUGGUCGUGAGAAUGUGGCCUUGGGGUCCCAUCUUCCCAUGGGCCAGGUCAAAACAAAUUGAGCGGGGGAUGGUUGUGACCUUCCGAUCACCGGCCAAUCCAUCUCACAUUGCCAUCAAGCGUGUGGUGGGUCUCCCAGGCGACCGUAUCACCACUCGCGAACCCUGCGCGAAGGCCACUCAGAUCGUCCCAUACAACCAUGUAUGGCUGGAGGGCGAUGCAGAGGACCCUCGCAAAACGCUCGACAGCAAUACAUAUGGACCAGUCAGCAUCAGUUUGAUUUCAGGGCGUGUUCUUGGUAUUCUAGGACCGCGAAUGCGUUGGCUAAACUGGGAAGACUGGGAGGCCGGGAAGUCAGGCGCGCCGUCAACAGACCCUUCACAGGAUAACUAUCGGCAGAGUGUGCGAGAUCGCGUUGAAAAAGACCAUGUCAAGCAGGAGCAGCCGGGCUUCUAG